AUGUCUUCUGAGCCAACAAGUUUUACUAUUGAACAAAACAAAAAGGCAAUCAACGACUAUGACUUAUGUGAAUCCAUUGAAUAUGAAGAUGGAAUGAGAAACUUGUACGCUGAUGUAGAUGGCAAUUUAGUCCACGAGACAUUUGAAGAGAUCCGAGUCAAAUAUCCAAAGAUGUCCGAAAUUGUUUCUAAAAUCAAUCUAAAAGACAACCCAA
This is a messenger RNA of Entamoeba invadens IP1, 214 nucleotides long. RefSeq lists its product as hypothetical. The annotation marks the transcript as partial. The record is from RefSeq and is a predicted model, not a curated record. The transcript has a single exon. NCBI's taxonomy places the organism in Eukaryota, Evosea, Mastigamoebida, Endamoebidae.